UUCUUAGCAGAGAGGAGGCAGGUGUUGCUUUGUAUAGACAAUCUACAGACUCCUGCCCUUCUGCUUCAUGAUGUCAUCAUCUCCACCUCCCUCACCUGUCGCAUUGGAAAUAUAAAAGGAGCUUGUUUCCACAGCAUCACCACAUCAUAUAGCUACACAAAGGGUGGAGACAGCAAUCGCUUGGCCAAAAUAGCAAGGAAAAGGAGAAUUCUGGGCCAGAGCAUCCACAGGAAGACAGCACCAUGUCGAUGGGAAUGGAGAUUGGGGGCAUUGCCCUGGGUCUAGUGGGAUGGAUCAUUAGUAUUGUCGCCUGUGCUCUGCCUAUGUGGAGGGUCACAGCUUUUAUCGGUGCUAACAUAGUCACAGCCCAGGUCAUCUGGGAGGGUAUCUGGAUGACCUGUGCAGUGCAGAGCACUGGGCAGAUGCAGUGUAAGGUGUACGACUCCAUGCUGGCUCUUCCUCAGGACAUGCAGGCUGCCCGAGCCAUGGUCAUCAUCUCCAUUAUCCUGGCUGUGCUGGCUGUGAUGAUCUCCAUCAUGGGAGCCAAGUGUACCAACUGCAUCGAGGACGAAGCCUCGAAGGCCAAAGUCAUGAUCGUCUCCGGGAUUUUAUUCAUCCUUGCUGGCAUCCUCCAGCUCAUCCCCGUUUCCUGGUCAAGCAACACCAUCAUCCAGGACUUCUACAACCCUACACUUCUUAGCAGUCAGCGCAGAGAGCUCGGAGCGUCGCUGUACCUUGGCUUUGCGGCUGCUGCCCUGCUCAUCAUUGGAGGAGCCUUACUGUGCUGCACCUGCCCCCCACGGGAGAAGAGGUACAAGCCUGCAAAAUUGGGCUACUCUGCUCCACGCUCCACCAGCGGCUACGACAGGAAGGACUACGUCUGAAAAUGCUCAAAAAGAAGAUUUUAUCAUUUCAUAGGUCAAAAUGUGAGUGUGGUUUCAUAAUUUCAAGAAACUUCUGAGAAGACUCCGAAAUGAAGGGCCUUGUUAUGCUGUCAAUAUUUGCUUUGCGCUCUGUUUGCUGUGUUUGUUUAGUGUCCUUCUAAAAACGUUUGGCUUAAAAUAGUUGUCUUUUUAUGAUGUUUUAUUGUUAUAUUGACUGAAAUUGUCUGCACCUUUUAGUGUAAUAUAAACCUUUUUAUAUACAAGGACUACAAGGUUAUUUUGUGCAGGUUUUUAAAUAUAUUUCAUUGUAUAUGUAAACAUUUAGUUAACAAUCAUAUUUGUUCUGAAAAAAAAUACAUUGAGUAAAAAAUUUAAGUUUUAUACUUGUAUAAAUGUAUGGUGUGUCCACUGGCUUCUAACUCAUGACUCAUGCGGUGAGGUAAAAGGAAGAGAUCCCCUUUUACAUGUAUUUGUUUAUGAAAAUCUGAGCAGGGACAGGAACUGAGAUCCUAUGUCUGAGCCCUACUUUACUCUUCUUUUCUUCUUCCAUAUGCUUUUAGAUAACACUUUAUGCGGGACUGUGUUUCAGUGUUUGUUUUUUUUAUUUAAACUGUAAGGAUUUUGCUUGUGCAUGUGUUAACAUUUUACAUUUCAAUUUUAAAUACAAAAGGUACAAACUAUGCAAUAGUUAGUUGUGUGUCAUUUCACUGAAUUGUUUGUUUUUAGCAGAAGCAGUUAAACUCAAUAUUAAAUUAAGUAGGCUUUUAAGAUAUAUUUCAAACUCUGUGUGUAGUGUUGUAACCGCUGACAUUAUUUACUUUGUCCCUAAUAACAACAAAGAAGACAAAAUGCUGGGUGGUAUACAGAAUACACACUGCAAAAUGUCUUAGCAUACAAAGGUUCGAAAAGUAGAACUGUUUGCUAUAGGAGGUGGCAGACAAAUUAAAGUGAGAGAGAAAGAAAGAGAGAGCUGUGUGUGUGUGUAUGUGUAUAUGUGUUUGUGUGUGCCUGCAUGUAUGCUUGUUGUUGAAUACAUUCUCUUCAGGGAACAAAUUUCUAUUUACAUCUAUAACAUAUUGGG
Molecule: messenger RNA, 1965 nt
Organism: Colossoma macropomum (tambaqui)
Lineage: Eukaryota; Metazoa; Chordata; Actinopteri; Characiformes; Serrasalmidae
Gene: cldnh
Product: claudin h
Exons: 2
Coding region: 243-884 (213 amino acids)
Biological process (GO): cell adhesion; bicellular tight junction assembly
Cellular component (GO): bicellular tight junction; plasma membrane
Molecular function (GO): structural molecule activity
Source: RefSeq, a predicted model, not a curated record